UUUCAACUACAUCCACAAUGAGUUGCAUAUAGUCGAACCAUAACAAAUCUCCGUUUUCUGGGUUAUCCCACUCUCCAAACUCAAUAGAAGCUAUGUCUUCACUGUCGGUCCGAUAAACCUCUCCCAAUUGGGUCCCGUCUUCAGCUUCCCAAUGACAGACAAGCCCAGCCCGUCUCCAUCAGCAACAUACGACACUUCUAGCGUCUCUGAUCGACUGACGACGAGUCCAUCGUUUCCUGCAAGUGCCGGCACUACCGGUCCUCGUAUAAUACAGUCAGACUUUCCAAUCUAUUAGGGUUCAAAAUGCGGUCUAUCUUGUUCAAUUUUAAUCAGUCUCACCGCCUCAGGAUUGCUACCCGUCCACGCCGGAUUUGGCCUCUCGCUUCAGUCGCUUCAGUCAGAAUGUAUUCUCAGAGACCCUCAUGGCUCGAAGUAUGUUGUAAUGACGUAAGGCCGACCCCUACGCUCUUUGCAUGGAACCUGUCAAACCUUGCUUCUUACCAUGAUUCUGACCCUUCAACCUCGUCUGCUUCUGGUGAUUCCGACCAGCGGAUCUACGUCCUGGGAGUAGGUAACUUAGGCCGCCUCUUCGCAACUUCACUGGCCCAAGCGCCUGACAGGCCCCCAAUCACAUUGGUUGUUCACAGAAAGGAGCUCCUGGAGCAAUGGAUCGAGAGUGAUGGCAUUGAAAUUUUGCGCCAGGACAAGCUGGAGAAGAACAAAAACUUCGAUAUUGAAUGGUGGACGGAGAAUGAGCCGGAUUUCGGCCCAGUGCGAGAGGUCGCCGAUGGCGAAAAGCUAAAGAACCUCAUCGUCUUGACCAAGGCUUCAGCUGCCCUGCCACAGGUUGACCGAGUUCGAGGUUACCUGGACCGAAACAGCACUGUGUUAUUCGCUCAAAACGGAAUGUCGAAAUUGUGGCCUCCUCAUGGAUCCUUAUACGUUUCCCAUCGCUAUCAUAGCAGCCAUGAGCCCAACUUUUUAGCUUGCGUUACAACCCAUGGAGUGACAUCCCAGGGGACAUUCAGAAGCUUUCAUGCCUCCCAAGCUGAUGUUGUCGUCGGAGCGGUUCUCCCGAACUCCAUUUCGCUUGGGAAGACAGCAUACUUAGUCAAGCAGCUACUAGAAGCCCCUCACCUAGAGGCUAGGUCUGUGCCUAGAGGGGAGCUUUGGAUUCUGCAAUUGGAAAAGCUCGUCGUUAACGCGGUAAUCAACCCUUUGACAGCUAUUCUGGGUUGCAAAAAUGGAGCUCUAUUCACUGAAUCAGAUGGAGUUCUCGCACGAGUCAUUGACCAGCUUCUAAGCGAAGCAAGUCAAGUGCUCCAACUUCUGGUGGCCCACGAGAGCAGCGCAGAAAUCAUUGGACGGCAGGAAGGACGUCUACCAGGCGAGCCUGAGACGGCCAUCGAUCUCUCCCCCAAGAGCCUGCAGGAAAGAUUCUCACAUCCUCAGCUGAAGGACAUGAUCUAUCGAGUGGGUCACAAAGUUAGGGAGAACACAAGCUCCAUGCUGCAAGACGUGCGUGCCGGCAGAUCAACCGAGAUCAGGGACUUCAACGGCUGGCUAGUUGAGAUGGCAGCGUUCCUAGACCCGGGACUAGAGGUUACGGGCCACGGCACCUUGGUCGAGCUGGUGGAGGCUGGCAGAACCCUAGAUGUGGAUCAACUUGGAAGUUGCUUCAACGGUUCCGGGACAGAUGCAGGAAAAUGAUGACAGAGUCAUGGCUAUUGGAGAUCCGGGGACGUGCCCUGCCAUCGGUUGUGGUCAAUCCAACUUCCCUCCGCACAUUGGAUGAGCAUGGGCCAUGAAUGUUGUCCAAAUAGGCACCUGGCAGAUUUUGGCUGACCAGGGUUGUGAUCGGCUCCGGGCCAACGUCUGCAUCCUUGCAAGAGAAGCCAGCACGAGAUAAUGAAUUAACAAGGCUCACAUCCGCAUUGGGGGAUAUGUCCUGUCACAUUUGACAAGGCGACUGGGAAUUCCCGGAAGUGGCGUGUUUCGUUUCGUUUUGUUUGGCUGUAUUCGUUUCUUCCUCGGUCUCGAUUGCCAGGGGUCUAAACUCAACCCAACUUAUAAGACUGAGUUAUAUAGCCCAUAAGACAGGUGGUUAUCGACUCGCGCUAACCCUCUCGAAAACCUUUCUGCCAACCAGAUGAAACAAACGUUUUAAAGCCCAUCUCUCUCGUGGGGCGAAAAAGAAACAUGCAGGCAUCUUAACCAAGUUCAGCGUCGCAAUGCAUCGUCACCAAACACCGCCGUCAUAUCGACCCAACCUCCCUCUCCUCCCCCCUCCUCUCCUCUUUAUCCUAUCCAUCUCUGGCCGCCGAUGUGACCUGAAAACUCAGACCGUUAUAGCCCUGGGAUGGGUCAAAAAGUCUCGGUCGACGGGGGGUUGACAAAUCCAUGACCAAGACUGGGAAGGGGGUGUUGUGCCCCAAGUUUUAUCACGCAUCGUCAGUGUAGCAACCGGGACUUGAAGCCAGUUUCAGGCCUAGUUUUUCACAGAUCGGGCAGUCUGCUUUAUGAUAUUAUGCAGUACCUACAUCAAGUCAACAACAUCAGCCAGCCAUAAUGCCUCGCUUAGAGAUUGCACAUCGGAGAUUUCGAAAGAGUUGUUUCAGCGGCGGUAACCCUCUACGUUACCCGGCUCUCCGACAUGUAGGUACUGUUGUCUUGCUUGCUUCCUAGCUAGCUACCUGUGAUGAGAUGUGGCACAGCUGCUGCUCUUUCAUGCUCUCAGCUCUGAGAUGACCUCGAUAGCCGUGGCUCGACACGACCUCAACCCCGGAGCAUGAAGAUCAUCCCAAACACAGCAUGCUACGCGACCUACAUCUUGUGUUACCUCCUCUCGACCGCUGUGCGACUGCACUUGGCGUCGUGUGACCGCUCAACGCGUCUCUUACAGACGCGCGCUCGCACAUGCAUACAUACUGACCCAUUCCUCCUCACCCAACACGUCACAAUGAGACACCACGCAGCUCAUCACAGAGCCAGCACGCAUGCGCACCCGCAUAUCUGAAAUAACUGUUACUCUUCGUAGCUCGAGCUCAAAAAACGCCAUCGUUUAGCGCCGUGACUCGCAUCCCAUGCGGUGUAAUGCAACAAGUUAACCAGAACGAGGCGGGUCCCUCUCUCAAGGUUAGGCAAACAACAAAGCACCAUCCCAUCAACUCAUCUCAAUCCAUCACAGCCAAGAUCGGGCCUUCUACACUCUUCUGGUCAUAUAGCCUGUCGACAAAGUAUUAACAUCACGAGGACACCGGUAGUAUGGACUCGACCGCCUCAAAGCCACAGGUGACAUGACACCCAAAGGGCCCUUUGCCCUCCGUUUCAUCGGCUCCAUCCGCUCGCUGGCAGCCUUUUUCUUCAGGGUUGGCCCCCGCCAGUCGGCAACCAUGGCGAUUGUGCCGCAGCAGCACUGUCUCUCUCUGUACAGACAGAUAGCUACGUGGCAAGGUCCCGCCUUACCCUACCUAUAUCAUAACUGAUCGCAGCGACCCCCCUAUGCAUGCAUAGAUACAUACUACAUACAUGCCUACAUCUCUCAUGGGCAGGCAAGAUGCGCGGAGUGUGGCAGGGAUUUAAAGCAUAAACACUUUCGUUUCGUCUAGCUCAACUGUGGAGACCGGUUCCGGUGAGACAAAGCAUACAGGGGGGUGCUCUGAGCCAGAUCCGAGGGAACCUUUGCAGUUUGGGCGUUAUAUAUCGUUUCAAGGCUUCAAUUAUAGGGCAUCACAACGUUCGGAGUCGAGGUGAACCGGCUCCAUUUUCUCGUCUUUCUAACGUCACGGCUCUGGACCUGAGAGAGAGGAGCCUCAUGGCGUGAUUCUGAUGAUGAUCGAGCAGAUCUUGUCUUCUAUUAUCUAGCGCCUUCGUCUUCCAAGUGUUCCUGAAUCAUGGCACCCCGAUACUGUAGCUAUACUGGACUUCGUCUCCCGAAUCCGAAUCCAGCCACCCCCAGCCCCAGCCUUUCCUUUCGUGCUCUACGCUUACAUGCUCCGUUUCCUCUUCUGUGGUAUCAAGAAACAUCACAAUAUGCUCCUGUUCGUCCGUCGUUCUACAUACACAAACCCGAAAAAUACGCUGCGCCAAAAAAGGAAACCUGCUCCGCCCAUGAUCCUGCUUUUGCUCCCGUACAUAAAUGAUUAAGAGGUAGAAUAUAGUUAUAAGAUAAGGGUAAUAAGUGACAAGAAAGUGUGAUCAGCCACAUAUCCCAAGCGAUUGGACGGUUUCCCCUGGCUGAAGGAUGGGGAAUAUUAAGUGCAUGUAAAUAAUUCUUUCUCCUUUUCCGGGGCUCCCAGGUCUAUAGUUUUUUUCGUAAAGCGACAUAGGAGAUCAUAGACGUAACAAAACGGAAUACAAGACAAUUUUUCUGAGAAGGGGAAUGGGGAAGUGAAGUAUGAUUAAUGUUAAAAAAAAGGGUUUGUGACAAAAAAAGGCCAGUCUCGAAUACGAAAGAAACAAUGAAACGGCCUGUAAGCACACGGAAC
Messenger RNA from Fusarium verticillioides 7600, 4487 nucleotides. Its product is annotated as 2-dehydropantoate 2-reductase. Bases 304 to 1710 code for a protein of 468 amino acids. The transcript has a single exon. Gene Ontology annotation, cellular component: mitochondrion; cytoplasm. The record is from RefSeq and is a predicted model, not a curated record. Gene Ontology annotation, molecular function: 2-dehydropantoate 2-reductase activity; NADP binding. NCBI's taxonomy places the organism in Eukaryota, Fungi, Ascomycota, Sordariomycetes, Hypocreales, Nectriaceae.